CUACAAAAAAAUCAGUUUCUGUCGCUUUCACCCACAAUUUACGGGACGAGAGGAAAAUGUAGGGAAAUUAAAGUUGCACAGGCGUUGUGUCCUAACUUCGUCAACGCAGCUCAUACAAAUUCACGCGCACGAAGGGGCUUCACAAAUGUGAAAGAGGGGCAGCUCAUACAGGAAGCAAAUGGACACAAUGAAGAAACGCGUGGCGAUCGUCGGAGCCGGCCCGAGCGGCCUGGCGGCAUGCAAGCACGCGCUCGCCAAGGGCUUCCGCCCCGUGGUCUUCGAGUCCGGCAAGGCCGUCGGCGGCGUGUGGAAUCGGACGCUGGCCUCCACGAGGCUGCAGACGCCGGCGUCGGCCUACCGGUUCUCCGACUUCCCGUGGCCGGCGUCCGCGGCCUCGGCCGAGGGGCUCUUCCCGCGCCACGACGAGGUGGUGGAGUACCUGUCCGCGUACGCGCGGCGCUUCGGCGUCCUGGAGCGCGUCCGGUUCGGCUGCAAGGUGCUCGGCGCCAGCUACGUCGGGGCGACGGAGCAGGAGGUGGCGGCGUGGGAGCGCUGGUCCGGGAAUGGCGAGGCGUUCGGCGACGGCACGGGCGAGUGGCACCUCACCGUGCGGCACGGCGACGGCGAACCGGAGGGCGGCGGCACUCAGACGUACAGGUUCGACUUCCUAAUCCUCUGCGUCGGGAGGUAUGGCGUGGCGAAGCUCCCCAGGUUUCCUGACGGGAGAGGCCCCGAAGCGUUCCGCGGGCGAGUGCUCCAUUCCAUGGAGUACUCAGCCAUGGCGCACGCGGACGCCGCCGAGCUGGUCAGGGGCAAGCUUGUCGCCGUGGUUGGCGCCGGCAAGUCGGCCAUGGACAUCGUCGCACAGUGCGCCGAGGCCAACGGUAGCAGAUACCCGUGCACAAUGGUCUACAGAAGCGCCCAUUGGAUGGUGGAUCCUAAAGUUGCUCGGCGUGUGAAAUUCUUCACCUUCACCUCGGCUCGAUGGACCGAGUUGAUGGUUCACAAGCCCGGAGAGGGGUUCCUGCUCAGCCUUCUCGCCACGACACUGACUCCACUGAGAUGGCUUAUCUCGAAGUUGGCCGAAGUCUACUACAAGAGGAGCAUCCCGAUGCAGAAGCACGGGAUGGUCCCGGACUGCAGCUUCUCGCAGGGGAGCCUGGGCUGGCGGCUAGGCAUACUCCCGGAGGGAUUCUACGACAGGGUGGACGACGGCAGCGUGGAGCUCCGGAGGUGCCGCGGCACCAUUGCCUUCUGCGCGGACGGCCUCGUCCUGGACGGCGGCGCCGUGGUGGGCGCCGACGUGGUCAUCCUCUCCACGGGCUUCCACAUCGACCAGCCGCUGCGGGACGUGCUGGCUUCUCCCUGGUUCGGCGACAUGAUAGUCGCGGCGGACGACGGCAGCGCGGCAGUGCUCCCCCUCUACAGGCACUGCGUGCACCCGCGGGUCCCGCAGAUGGCCGUCGUCGGGUACGCCGAGAGCGGCUCCAGCAUCUACCCGUACGAGAUGAUGGCCAAGUGGGUGGCGCACCUGCUCGACGGCGCGGUCCGCCUGCCCGCCGUCCGCGACAUGGAGCGUGGCGUGGCGGAGUGGGCGCGGUGGGGCCGCUGGGCGAGGCGGGCGUGCGGGGGCUUCUUCCUCAAGUCGUGCAUCGCCUCCGUCACCACGUGGUACCACGACCAGCUCUGCCGGGACAUGGGGCACCGCCCCAGGAGGAAGGCCGGCCUCCUGGCGGAGUGCCUGCAGCCGUACGGCCCAACGGACUACGCCGGCAUCCAGUGAGAGCUGUACUGUGUACUUUACGAACUACCAAGAUAAGGACCCAAAUCUUUGAUCCAAUUCAAGCCGGGCUACCAAAUUACCCAUUUGAAUAGGUUAGGCCCAUGUUGUUUACUCAAAUCGGGCCCACUUAUGCUGCUAUGUAUACCAUAAGUUUAGACAAAUUUAACCCACAUAGUGAUCCAAGAUAAGACCAUGUGGCCAACCAAUCAAACGGACUAUGAACGCACGCCCUACGUAUAUAUCUAUAUGAACAUUUCUUUGGUAUAGUUUUUGUUGUAUCAGUUUUUUGUUGAAA
Zea mays is the source of this 2078-nucleotide messenger RNA. Its product is annotated as probable flavin-containing monooxygenase 1. Gene Ontology annotation, molecular function: NADP binding; N,N-dimethylaniline monooxygenase activity; flavin adenine dinucleotide binding. Bases 179 to 1783 code for a protein of 534 amino acids. Lineage: Eukaryota; Viridiplantae; Streptophyta; Magnoliopsida; Poales; Poaceae. The transcript has 4 exons. The record is from RefSeq and is a predicted model, not a curated record.